Molecule: messenger RNA, 6145 nt
Organism: Colias croceus (clouded yellow)
Lineage: Eukaryota; Metazoa; Arthropoda; Insecta; Lepidoptera; Pieridae
Gene: rols
Product: protein TANC2
Exons: 16
Coding region: 16-4632 (1538 amino acids)
Molecular function (GO): protein binding
Source: RefSeq, a predicted model, not a curated record
AUAAUAAAAAUUAAAAUGUACAAUUCAAACGAAUUCCUGCAUAGUGCUGGUGUAAGCCGGCACAUGCAGGCCACAGGCGAGGCACCGUCUCAAAAAACCAGCAUGAAACGUCGCUCUUGCGAAGUACCUUUAGGGGAUAUAUCGUCGAAUAACUUUAAAGUCUCUCUAGGGGAUAUAACGAAUGACGGUCCUAAUUAUGACUGCAGAUCGCUACGAUCAAUUAAGUCUGAGGAUACACGAUCGUUGAGGUAUUAUCGGCCUAUAGAUAGUCGUAGCGUGAAGAAUUUUCGCUCGUCUUUGGCUGAUAUUUCCACGCAGUCACUUUCAAGGCCUCCUAGUUAUGACCAGCUCUCUAGGCGAUCUAUACUGGACCCGUCGGAUGGUCAGGCGUUUACGUCUAGCAUAGAGGGAGUGCUGUGGUCUGAUGAAGAGGAAACGGAAUACUUCUACCAUGAGAACAUCACGUCUGCUUGGAAUCAAGAUCUCGCGGCGUUACGGCAACUGCUGGAGAGCGAAACCGGAGGCACAACUUGUCCGAGCUGUAACAUGCCCUUUGAUAAGGGCAAAAAGAGAAAGUUGAUUGACACUUGCGGACAUGAGCGGUGCUACGCUUGCAUGUUUAGGAACGAAUCUUGUCCUAUAUGUGCGAGGAAGAGUCAGCGGAAAGUGAUGGAGAGAUACACGCCGUCGCCGCAGAGGCUGGUCGAGCCGGAGUGGCAGUCCCCCCUGCGCCUCCCCAAGCCUCCUAAGCAGAGCCUCGCCCAGAGCUGCCCCACACCACCGCACACCAGAAGAAGAUUCUUCCUAAGUCCAAAGUCCUUGCGCAGCCCGUUCGCGCAACGCACGAGGCAUUCACACGAAAAUCACGUGCCUUUAUCAGGGCUGCCAGAGGAAGGUCCGAGGAGCGCGGCGUGGCCGAGCCUCGUGUUCAAUAAAAUAAGAUCUCUGUGGUCCGCACACUCGUCCGUGCCGCAGGGACUGAAUCAAUUGACAGAUGACGAAGGCGGUCACAUAAAGCAAGGCUAUGAGUCCAGACGGCAGAAUGACUUGUACAUGCGGCUUGGCUUGUUGCUCGGCGAGCGAAGGGGGUCCAGGAACAAAUCUAGGGACAGUUGUACGUCUCUUGCGUCCCUGGAUGCCCAUACACUUGCCUCGCAUAAUACUAGUCCGGUGUCAACCCUAACGGGGUCCUCAGAAGUGGACGCAGCCACCCCCCUCGGCAGGGACUCGCUAGGAUCUCUCGCAUCUAUGUCCCUAUCAGCUGCCAGCAAUUGCUCCUCCUCUAGUCCGGGCAGUAGACGACAUUCCGUCACAACACUACAAAAUGGUCGAGAGGAGCUAACACGCAUGUCGUCUGGUUUCUUUAAAACCAGGAAGACUGCAGCAAGACGGUCUGCAAGAGUCAGCAGUAAAGCAUCUUCUUCCUCUUCUGAACUUAAAAAAGUUCACCCAACCCCACAACUAACAUUACGACCGUUGUUCUUCGAAGUGCCGUCUACAGAUGACACGACAGCAUUCUCUGGGAGACAGUGGCUCAUGAGGGACAUGGAGAAAGCUCUAGAAUCUAGCGCUUCAGGUAUACUGAUCUCAGGAUGUCCAGGGACCGGUAAAACAGCAUUAAUACUACAACUAGUUGAAUACUCCUGCUUCGGUCGCAAGAGGAAUUUCGAAUACGAAGAAUUAAGAGAACAGUCUGAUAUUAGAGAAAUGCUGCCAGAAGAAAUAGCCGCAGGGAUGGUCACACAGCUAGCCUCGCAAGUUGUAGCUUAUCAUUUCUGUCAGGCUGACAACAAUAGUACAUGUUUAGUAGGUGAAUUUGUACAUUCCUUAGCGGCUCAGCUCUGUCAAGCGCCCAGACUACAAGCUUACAGAGAACACUUACUUAGUGAAGCGCAUCUUUUGGCCUGUCUCUCGUUAAAAGAAUGUAUCGCAGAUCCAGACUUAGCUUUUGUAAGAGGAAUCAUUGAACCUCUAACUUCUCUACGAAGAAAUGGAAGCAUAGAUUCCACAAAUAGCAUCAUCCUUGUCGAUGGUUUAUGUGAAGCAGAAUACCAUAGACCAGACCACGGCUACACGAUUGCUUCUUUCCUCUCUAGACACGUCCCUGAAAUGCCUUCAUGGCUCAAAAUUGUGGCAACUAUACGAACACAGUUUUUAGAGCUCACAAAACAAUUACCGUAUACCAGAAUAAGUUUGGACGAAUCGGAUAACGUUAAUAAAGAUUUGCUUGAAUAUUUCAACGCAAGAGUUCAAGCUGCUCCAAUUAUAGAGACAAAUGUCAAGAGCUCGACCGGAAAAUCGGAAGGAGUACAUAACCCAGUUAUGAAAUUCGCUCAAUACGUACUCCAUUUGAGUCAAGGCUCCUUUUUAUUCCUGAAACUCGUCCUAGAUCUUUUAGAACAAAGCCAUAUUGUCAUUAAAUCGACUAACUAUAAGGUCGUUCCAAUAUCGCUUGCCCAAAUAUUCCUGUUGCAGUUCAAUCUGCGAUUCCCCACCGUCCAGUCAUUUGAAAAAGUGACCCACAUUUUAAGCGUUUGCCUCGCUGCAUUAUAUCCCUUAACAUUAGUAGAAAUAUACUAUUCCGUAAAUUCCUUAUUAGUCGACACGUUCCUACCCUGGGAAGAAUUCUGUCACAGAUUCGAAAGUCUAUCCGACUUCCUCGUAAAACGCAUCGACAAUACAUACAUGUUCUUCCAUCCUUCCUUCAGGGAAUGGCUUAUCCGUCGAGAUGACAAUGAGAGCUCUAAAUUCCUCUGCGACUUAAGAGCUGGACAUUGCGGCAUCGCCUUCCGCUUAUCGCGAGUUCAAGCACCUUUAGAUCCAGAAAAAUCUAUGGAACUCGGUCACCAUAUAUUAAAAGCUCAUAUGUACAGAAAUCUUGGCCCAGCACAGUUAGGAUUAUGUCCUAGAGAUUUGCAAGCCACGAUGGUUGCAUCGAGCGCUGCCAAUGUUGGCGAAGCGAUAGCCAAUUUGAGGAAUAUUUAUACGCCGAAUGUGAAAGUUUCUAGACUAAUGCUAUUGGCUGGGGGUUCGCCCAAUCAAAUCACGGCAUGUUUAGGAAAUGCUCCAUUGCUGUGUAUGUAUGCGUAUCAAGGGAUAAUAGCAAUGGUAGGAUUGCUGAUUGAGUUUGGAGCUGAUUUAGAAAUGACUAAUUCUCAAGGAUGCACUGCACUGUCUUUGGCCUGUCAACGAGGACACACUGAUGUUGCGAGGAUGCUUAUUGCUUCAGGUGCCUCCCUAAGCCACACGGACACAGCUGAACAAACGCCAUUAGUGCACGCAGCGAAAAACGGUCACAGGGACACAGUGAUCUACCUCCUGGGUUGCCAGACCGGCAAGGACGAUAGGAACUCGAUAGAAAUAGAUGAUAGCAACAUUGAACAAUUAGUGCCCGGUGCGAGACACGCGUUGAUAGCUGCCGCGCAAAACGGUCAUUUGGAUAUCGUGGAGUAUUUGCUGGACACUGCUGAGUUGAUUCCGGACGGCAUCUGCCCAGUCACAGGGGAAACAGCUCUAACAGCAGCGUGUUCCACCGGCCAUGCUGCAAUCGCUGACGCUUUACUUAUCCGAGGAGCUACACCGUACUCUCUAAACGCUCGACAGAUGUCACCACUUGCGUUAGCGAGUAAAAACGGGAGGACAGCACUAGUGUUGAGAUUAUUGGACUCUGGGGCGGAUGUAUCGGGGUCGGGGGGGAAGAACCCGUUGAUUUUGGCUGCUGCAGAGGGACAUGCUGAUGUUUUGGAAAUGCUGUUGGCGCAUUGCGCGGACCCCGCGGCGUGCGACGCGGACGGCGUGUGCGCGCUGGGCUGGGCCGCGCUGCGCGCGCGCCACGCCGCCGUCACCGUGCUGCUCGAUAAGGGCGCUGCUAUUGACCAACCCGACGGCAACGGUCGUACUCCCCUCGGUCUAGCGUGCGGAGGACCGGCGGACCUGGUCGAGAUGUUGUUAGAACGUGGUGCUUCUCUAGAAAAGGUCGACCAUAGCGGUCUUAGGCCGUUGGACCGGGCGAUCGGACAGAGGAAUGUUGCUGUGGUAAAUUGUUUUUUGAGGAAAGGAGCGAAACUCGGACCCACGACAUGGGUAAUGGCAUCAGGCAAACCAGAAUUUAUGCUAAUCCUCCUAAACAAGCUCCUAGAGGACGGCAAUCUCCUCUACCGCAAAAAUAGACCCUCUGAAGCUGCACAUAGGUACCAAUAUGCGUUGAAGAAGAUCAACCCGUUGAUAAGUGACGAGGGACUCACUACACCGGGCACUCAGCCCGUACCGAGUGAACAUGUGGCUGCGUUUGUACAACUUAAGACUAAUUUGCUGCUUAACUUGUCUAGGUGUAAGCGGAAACUUAACGAGCCCUCUGAAGCGCUAGACCUAGCAGCCCGGGCCUCUGUACUACGCCCAAACGCGUUCGAAUGCGCCUACGCAAUGUCUCGCGCUAUACUCGCCCUUAACAAACCCGCAGACGCCCUCCCACACGCCCGUAGAGCUCUCCUACUAGCGCCACCUACUGACCUCUCCGCUACUAGAACGUUAAAGGCUUUACAACAGGAAAUACUGUCUAGAAUGAACACGACUCAUAACUUGGAAACGCGCUCCAUGAGGAACUAUGAUAGCAUCAGUUUGAACAUGCCUUAAUACGUGUAAUUCGGCCUUUACAAUCGCAGUUUAUUAGAAAGAGAUAGUCGGUUUGAUUGGGCUUUAAUCUGUUUGUAGUUGCCUUAAUAAAGUUUGUAUCGGUGUGAAGUGGCUUUAAUAUUUUAAAUUCGAAUUUGAGAAACUAUUUUAAUAAAAUAUAUUUACUCUGUGUGGUUGAUAUUGUAUUAUGAUAGUACAAAAUGGCAGAGCUGUAUGAACAGAAUAUUUAUAAAUUCGAGCAUCUGAAUUAUGGUGUUAUCUAUAGAAGAUUUUAAAGUCGAAACGAACGAAAUAAAUGUAACGUAUGCCAGGCAUACGAUUAUUUAAUGUAUAAAAUCUUUUCAUUAUUCUGAUUCACGCAAUUUGUAAUUUGCGUUACUUUCUUAACGAUUACUUAAAAUAGAUGUAAUAAAAUAAACUUAAAUAUACUGUAAUUUUAGCAUUUGUACAAUUUCAGUUAUGUUUUUGGUAAUUUUAUUAGUACCUUUAGUUUGUUGUCUAUGUCCAAUUUAAUGUAAUCCAUAUAUUCAAUUAAAAAAAAAUUGGCUUAUCAUUUUACGAAACUAGUUUUCGUCUAUAUAUUAUAAAAAUUACGAAUUGAUUUGAGUCAUCGUAUGUAGUAAUUUAUGUCUAUUUUUUGGUUCUUAAGCCAUUAUAUUUAGAGUACAUUUUUGUAUAAAUGUAUGUCUUAUAUUUAUAUUUUACAGAGUGCUGGCUCAUACUUAGCGUAGUUUGAUAGUUUUUGUGUUUUGAAUAUUAUUACUUAAUCGUUUUAGUUUAGACUUGUAUGUGAUCAAAUGACAUUUAUGUAAAUAAGUAUUUUUUCCUAUUAAAAUUGUAUUACAUAUAAUGUACAGUUUAAAAAUGUAGUUAAUAAGUACUCGAAUAUAUUUUCGCUUGCCAUUUAUUAUUCGAUGCUUUAAAAUUUGAUGCAAUAAACAAUUUUAGGUUUGGAAAAUGACGGUAGUUUCAAAUUUACUUAUUUUUAAAUGAAUUGUUAUUAUUUAAAUAUACAUUUGAGUAAAACUCGCGUGCCUAUUGUCUUGCUAUAUUCUUUAUUUAUUUAAAAAUACAGUUCAUACCAAAUUUUAUGGACACUGACAGAAAUCGUAUUCUGAAAUAUAAAUAAAAUAUUGGUUAAAUUCUAAAAAAAAAACAGCGUUCAUAAAGUUUGAAGACGAACAAUUACUACUUAAGUUUGUAAUAAAUUGUACGCAUGAUGACAAAUUUUGUGGUAUUGUAACAUAUUUUGUUAGUAAAAUGUUUGAUAUUUAUAAUCUAAUACAUAAAAGAAGGCUAUUUAUCCUCUAUAUAUUAUUUUGAAUGUCAAAUUAACUUCUCUUCAUAAUAAAAUUCAAAUUGGAAAAUGUUUAAAAGACUGACAAAUUUUGAUGUAGAACCCAUACAAUUGUAUUAAAACUGUAGACUUGUAAGAUUUUGUUAAGUACAAUAGUUUCUGUGGUUACAGAAAUAAUUAUUAUGAUUUAUGAAUACAUUUUACACAUUGCUUCGA